Messenger RNA from Coregonus clupeaformis (lake whitefish), 2595 nucleotides. RefSeq names its product transcription factor Sp3-like. The coding region runs from base 395 to 2464 and encodes 689 amino acids. The record is from RefSeq and is a predicted model, not a curated record. Lineage: Eukaryota; Metazoa; Chordata; Actinopteri; Salmoniformes; Salmonidae. Gene Ontology annotation, molecular function: DNA-binding transcription factor activity, RNA polymerase II-specific; RNA polymerase II cis-regulatory region sequence-specific DNA binding. The transcript has 7 exons. Gene Ontology annotation, biological process: regulation of transcription by RNA polymerase II.
CUGUGCGUUACCCAAUCUUGGAGGCCCCACCCUUUGUGUUUCCCGCACCGUCAAUCAAAAUAGAAACGAUUGACUAGAAUCACCGAUUGCAGCCAGCCUUCGAUUACUGUAAUCAUGUUUCGCUUGUGAUAAUACAGAUUCUGCGAAAUAAAAUAAUUGACGCAAUGACUGGUAUGUAAUGUUCAACCUAAACAUCGGUAUGUUUGCACCCUUUAGCUAAGCUAAUGUUAGCUAGCUGGCUAAUCUUUUUCCAACAGCUUAGCCAAGAGUGAACGUUAGCGUGCAUGCUAGCCACAACUACCACAUACGUAGCUAGCUAAGGCUUCAGACAGUUUGAUCAACUCCACACCGCAGCUGUAAUGGAGCCCCAGAACAGCCAGUGAAACAAGAGGAAAUGGCUGCCUUGGACGUGGACAGCAGUCAAAGCAAGUUUCUGCAGCAAGACUGUGGCACAGGAGAUCAGGACACUCAGUCGUCAUCGCUUGCUCUGCUGGCAGCUACCUGCAGCAAGAUCGAGUCGGCAUCAUCAGAUGGGGGUAACGGUGCUGCCGUUGUAGUGACGACAGACCUAACAUCCAUCCAGUUAACAGGGAACCCAGAUAGAUGGGAGGUUUUGACCCCCACAACAACACGGAAGGAGGAACCUGGCAUGUUCCAGAGUCAGGGGAUCGGGACAUCAAAUGGACAGUAUGUUCUUCCUCUCCAGAACCUUCAGAGCCAACCAAUCUUUGUGACAUCAGGAAGCGACACCUCCGCCAACGCAGUGCCUAACAUUCAGUACAUUCAGACAGCUGAUGGACAGCAACUAAGCUUCUCCACCUCCAGUGUGGAGGGGGCCACUCUGAGCCAAGAUGCCACAGGGCAGAUCCAGAUCUUGCCAGAAGGAACUCAGACUAUAAGUGUGACUGGGGCUGUAGACAUCCUUACUAACAACCAGAACCUCAUAUCACAGACUGGUCAGGUCCAGCAUAUCCAGGGAGUUUCUAUCGGCAGCUCCACCUUUAACAACCAGGGUCAGGUUGUCACUAAUGUGCCUAUGGGGUUGCCAGGGAACAUCACCUUUGUCCCCAUUAGCAGUGUGGACUUGGACUCCCUGGGCCUCUCUGGUGCUCAGACUAUAGCAACAGGGGUAACUUCUGAUGGCCAGCUCAUUAUGACCAGUCAGCCUGUGGACAGCUCUGAGAGUCUGGAGAAGACAGGUGACCAGCUCUCACAAACACUAUCUGUAAAUGACUCGAAUGCUAAUGCAGACAUGUAUGUGCCAACGUCCUCCGCCCAGCUGCCUGAGGCCAUGGAUGAGACGGGUGUUCUAACCCACGCCACAGAUCAGACAGACCCCUCUGGUCUCCAGGAGGGCUACAUUCAGCAGAACCAGGUCCAGAACAUCCAGGUGUCCUCCGGCCAGUCCAUCAUCCAGCUGCAGCAGGUGCCAGUCCAGACCAGUGAUGGUCAGGUGGUGCAGGCAGCAGGGGGGCAGACCAUGCAGAACGUUCAGCUCAUCAACCCAGGGACCUUCAUCAUCCAGGCCCAGACCGUCACGGCCUCAGGGCAGAUCCAGUGGCAAACCUUUCAGGUGCAGGGGGUCCAGAACCUCCAGAACCUCCAGCUGCCCACCAACCCAGCCCAGCAGAUCACCCUUGCCCCAUUGCAAACCCUGUCUCUGGGCCAGGGAGGAGCGCAACAGAUCCCCAACCUGCAGACUGUGACCGUCAACUCUUUGGUCCAGGCAGGCAUUCAGUACCAGCAGGCAGAGGACACCGACAGCCCUGGAGACGUCCAGAUAAAGGAGGAGCCGGACUCAGAGGACUGGCAGCUGGGCAGUGACUCCACUCUGAACACCAGUGACCUUUCCCACCUGCGUGUCAGGCUAGGGGAUGAGGAGGACCAGCUCGGCGAGGGGGGCAAGCGGCUACGCAGGGUGGCCUGCACUUGCCCCAACUGCAAAGAGGCUGGGGGGAGAGGAUCCAACAUGGGGAAGAAGAAGCAACACAUCUGUCACAUUCCGGGCUGUGGGAAGGUGUACGGGAAGACGUCCCACCUGCGAGCGCACCUGCGCUGGCACUCUGGGGAGCGGCCCUUCGUCUGCAGCUGGAUGUACUGUGGGAAGAGGUUCACACGCAGCGACGAACUGCAGAGACACAGGAGGACACACACAGGGGAGAAGAAGUUUGUCUGCCCAGAAUGUUCCAAGCGCUUCAUGCGGAGCGACCACCUAGCCAAGCACAUUAAAACUCACCAGAACAAGAAAGGAGGCAUGAACUCAGUGAGCAAUGCGGUGGUGGCCUCCAUGGAAUCCGCCGGCUCGUCAGACAGCAUCAUCACGGCGGGCGGCACCACCCUCAUCCUCACCAACAUCCAGCAGGGCUCCAGUAACUCCCAGGACAUCCUGGCCAAUGCUGAGAUCCCCCUGCAACUGGUCACUGUAGCAGCCGGAGAAGUCCUGGAGAUGGCCGAGUCAAAGUGACACUCUCUUGCUCAAUAACUCUUCAUGAAAUUCUGCAUCACUCAUUUUCCCUGCUUGUUGUUUUUAUAUACACUACUGUUCAAAAGUUUGGGGUCACUUAGAGAUUUCCUUGUUUUCGAAAGAAAAGCAAU